Erinaceus europaeus (western European hedgehog) is the source of this 3678-nucleotide messenger RNA. It is a transcript of the gene ARL14EP, whose product is annotated as ADP ribosylation factor like GTPase 14 effector protein. Gene Ontology annotation, cellular component: intracellular membrane-bounded organelle. The transcript has 4 exons. The record is from RefSeq and is a predicted model, not a curated record. NCBI's taxonomy places the organism in Eukaryota, Metazoa, Chordata, Mammalia, Eulipotyphla, Erinaceidae. The coding region runs from base 198 to 980 and encodes 260 amino acids.
UCGCGCUGAGCCUCUCUCGCCCUCAUUCGCCGUCUUCUCAGUGGUAGCGCCCAGACCCGCUAAAAAGCGCCUUUCAAGUCCCCGCGCGGAGCGGUGAGGUUGUGUGCUCGCGGUAAGGUGCAAAGCGCAGUCUGGGGUGACCUACAACAGAGAUUUCUAGACAAAAACAAACAGAAGAAAUUUAUUUAGAAGUAAGGAUGAUGGAUCCAUGCUCAGUUGGAGUCCAACUUCGAACCACAAACGAGUGCCAUAAAACCUACUAUACUCGUCAUACGGGUUUCAAGACUUUGCAAGAAUUAUCAUCGAAUGAUAUGCUUUUACUGCAGCUUAGAACUGGAAUGACACUUUCUGGGAAUAAUACAAUUUGCUUCCAUCAUGCAAAAGUUUACAUUGACAGAUUUGAGGAUCUGCAGAAGUCAUGUUGUGACCCAUUUAACAUACACAAGAAACUAGCCAAGAAAAAUUUGCAUGUAAUUGACUUAGAUGAUGCUACUUUUCUGAGUGCAAAAUUUGGGAGACAGCUUGUACCUGGCUGGAAACUUUGUCCAAAGUGUACACAGAUCAUCAACGGAAGUGUGGAUAUAGAUUCUGAAGACCGUCAGAGGAGAAAACCAGAUUCAGACGGAAGAACUGCUAAGGCUUUGAGGUCCUUACAGUUUGCAAACCCAGGAAAACAAACUGAAUUUGCUCCAGAAACUGGUAAAAGAGAAAAAAGAAGGCUCACAAAAAAUACAACUGCUGGUCCAGACAGACAAGUGAUUCCGGCAAAGAGUAAGGUCUAUGAUAGCCAAGGUCUCCUGAUUUUCAGUGGAAUGGACCUCUGUGACUGUCUCGAUGAAGACUGUUUAGGAUGCUUCUAUGCUUGUCCUGCCUGUGGAUCUAACAAAUGUGGAGCAGAAUGUCGCUGUGACCGCAAGUGGCUAUAUGAGCAAAUUGAAAUUGAAGGAGGAGAAAUCAUUCAUAAUAAGCAUGCUGGAUAAACUGUGGCAUCAAGCUAUAGGAUCUUUUCUCUUUCUGAAGUUCUGCUGUUCUAAGAUAGAUGUUAAAAUUGACUGCCGAUAUGUAUACACUGAUGGGUUAUUUAUAGCACUUAAGGACUUACUAUCUUAUGAAAUUUUAAAUGGGCUAACACUCCAGUCAGUUUAAGCCUGUCUACGUCAGUGAACAUAAGUAGGGUGCAGGCAGUUUUCUGUUUGCAUAGUUUUCAUAGCCACAAAUCUUGAUGAUGAUAAUUCUGUUAAAUAGUUCCCCAACAGCAUAGUUUAAAUCUCGUCAUCACAGUAUAUUAGCUGUAAUUAGAUGAAAUUCUUCCAGAGUUAACUUGUCAGUCAAAACUCACUAUGUGGAUAAGAAAUGAACUUGACAACCUGUGAGCAGUCACUGUAUUUCUCUCAGAUUCUGCCCAUUUAUUGUUCUGUUCACUCAUGGGCAGCACAUAUGUAGUUGUGUUGUGCUGUCUUGUUUUCCAUGUGACAUUUUACAAAUAUGGCUAAUUAAGGACUGAGCAACAAAAACUAAAGUGUAGCAAAGAUAGGGAUGUUACUAGAAGUAAAAUGUGAAUCAAACAUGAAUGCAUUUGUAAAAGGAAUGACUGGUCAUGGGAAUGUUGAUAAUGCUUCUGUCCAAAAGCCUCUGUGUGUUGUAGUCAGAGAAACUUAGUGAAAGCAGAACUAGCAAAGUAAAUAUGUCCUAGCUAAACGGCUUAAAAAAAAAACCCUUCACAUUAAAGGAAAUAAAGAGAUAGAAUAUUUAAAGCAUAAAAAUGUGGAAACUGAAGGAAGCUCUAAUGCUGUGGUCUUGCUCUCUGUCUCUUGAAAAAAAUCUUACGGGUAGUUGGGCGGUAGCGCAGCAGGUUAAGUGCACAUGGCAUGAAGUGCAAGGACUAGCGUAAGGAUCCUGGUUCGAGCCCCCUGCUCAACAACUUCAGGGGAGUUGCUUCACAGGCAGUGAAGCAGGUCUGCAGGUGUCUUUCUCUCCCCCUCUCUGUCUUCCCUUCCUCUAUUUCUCUCUGUCCUAUCUAACAACAACGACAUCAAUAACAACCAUAAUAACUAUAACAACAAUAAAAAACAAGGGCAACAAAAGGAAAAAUAAAUAUAUAAAAAAUAUAUACUAUUAAAAAAUAAAACAAUUAUAUAUGCAAUAUAUGAACACGGUAAAUUAUUUGUGAUAAAUCAGUGUUAUGAGGUAAUCAGGGACUAUAAAAAGGCUUUUUCUGCAAAUCUUGAGGAAAGUGGACAGUUUACAAAACAUUGAGACAACAGAUAUAAACCUUUUUUUUUUAACUACAUCACUGCUCAGCUCUGGUUUAUAGUGGUACAAGGAAUUGAACCUGGGGCUUUAGAGCCUCAGGCAUGAGAGUCUCUUUGCAUAACCAUUAUGCUAUCUACCCCAGCCCACUGUCUUUCAGAAAUUGAUUAAAUAUUGAUGUUAUAAUACUUAUCUGUCAUUCUAAUUUAUCACCUAGGACAUUGCCACUGUACCUUAUUUAUUUUUGUUUUGCUCUCCCUAAAUUUAGUAAAUCUACUUAAUCAAGUCAGCAAUUUGAGAUAUUUUUUUUGUCUUUGAAACUAAACUUGGUCUGAUUAAAUAGACUCAUUUUCUGUUCUUGUUAAUUUUUGGUAUCUCUUUAAAAUAACAUUUAUUUUUCUUUUUUACUUUGAAAUGCUAUUUUUAAAUUAUAAUUGUUCAUUCACCUGAUUAUCCAAUAUACAAUCAAUUUAUCAACUCCUUAUCCAUGUUUCAACAGAACUUUGGCCAAAUAUUUUUUUUAAAUAGUUUCUAAAUACUUAAAUCAGAUACCAAUUUUUGUUUUCUGAAUUUAAAUAUUUUGUCAUGGGAUACAAACAUAGGGGCUGGGUGGUAGCACACCUGGUUCGAGCCCCCAGUCCCCACUUGCAGGGGGAAAGCUUUGCAAGUGGUAAAGCAGAGCUGCAGGUGUCUCUGUCUCUCCCCCUCCCUAUCUUCCCUUUCCCUCCCAAUUUCUGCCCGUCUCUGUCCAGUAAAGUUAAAAAAUUAAAAAAAAAAUAAACAUAGUAACCAGUACUGUCUAAAUUUCCAUCAUAAUACUUUCUUAGUUGGGCUACUUACAUCAGUUUUGUGCUUCUAAGAAUGACAUAGUAGUGUUAAAGAUUUUCAUAAAAGACAAAUUACUAGCUUAGAUUUCUUUUGUUUACAACAGGAAUAUCUUUUCAAUAGAAUAAAUGAUUUGAGAGUCCAGGUGGUGGUGCACCUGGUUGAGCGCACAUGUUACAAUGCUCAAGGACCUGGGUUUGAACCUCAGGCCCCACCUGUAGGAAUAAAAGCUUUGUGAGUGAUGAAGCAGUGUUACAAGUGUUUCUCUAUCUCUCUCCUUCCCUCAAUUUCUGGCUGUCUAUCCAGUGAAUAAUGAUAAUAAGAAUUAAGAAUAAAUGACUUGAAAAUUGGAAUGUUAUCUUUGCACAUUUUUGGUAAAAUGCUGUUAUUUUCACAGGUGCUAAUAUUGUUUCAGUGGAAAAUUUCAUCAAUGGCUUUCUAAUAUUUGUUCAUGAUAAUUAUUUAGAGAACCAAACUUUUCAAUAAAGAUGCAAAAUAUUUACAAGAAAAGGUCUAUCUAAAGUGUAUUGUAAUAAAAGGUGUGUUUUAGAAAAAUUGGCAUCACUGUCCACUAGCUUCUAAAUAUAAAAUUUUUUAAAUAUA